Danio aesculapii is the source of this 831-nucleotide messenger RNA. Its product is annotated as chemokine XC receptor 1-like. Gene Ontology annotation, cellular component: membrane. The transcript has a single exon. Bases 1 to 831 code for a protein of 276 amino acids. Lineage: Eukaryota; Metazoa; Chordata; Actinopteri; Cypriniformes; Danionidae. The record is from RefSeq and is a predicted model, not a curated record. Gene Ontology annotation, molecular function: G protein-coupled receptor activity. Gene Ontology annotation, biological process: positive regulation of Rho protein signal transduction; phospholipase C-activating G protein-coupled receptor signaling pathway.
AUGAAUUACUCUACAAUGAACGUCAUGCCUGAAGUUACUCCAAACUCCACAACUAAGACUUUGGGGCCUGUGGAAAUUGUGAACGUUUGUGUGCACAGUUUGAGUUUCUUGGUUGGUCUUCCUUCACACUGCUAUAUUAUAUUACUUAUCGUCACAGGAGCUGGAUGUGGAGUCGCAUCAGAGUUCUUCAUCCUCAAUCUCUCCAUUUGUGAGGCUGGUUUCUCUGUGGAUAGUUUGAACUUUGUUUUGGCAGAGUGGUUUUCAUUUAUAGUGGAAUUUCAAAUGUUAUUAGUAGGACUAGUCACUACUGGUCGUCCUCUGUUUCAGUGUCUGAUAUGUGUUGAGUGCUACCUGGCAGUGGUUCAUCCUGUAACCUUUCUGAAGUACAAACCUCUCAGAUAUAGAGUGAUCUGCUGCGCUGUGGCCUGGAUACUCAUCCUUGGUGCUUGUUUGUUCUGCAUGUAUACUAUAGUUCAAUACAACAUUGUACAUAUAUGGUUCUUGUCAGUGCAGUUCAUCCUCUUCUUCUUCAUCCAGCUGUUUUGUCUUGUGGCUGUUCUUAGAGCUCUGAAGCAGUCAGGACCAGGAAAGAGAGAGAAAGAGCAUAACCACAUGAAGAGAAGAGCGUUUCGUGUUAUUCUGAUCACUACUGUUAGCAUGGUUAUCACAUAUGCUCCAUAUAGUAUUGCAGCAUUUUUGACUAUUGUCAUGGGGAAGCUUAUUGCUGCACAUUGGGUCCCUGGUUUGAUUUGUUAUGUGCUGUGUGGUUUUAUUCAGCCAGUUCUUUAUCUUCACCGCAAUGGAAAACUCUCCCGCACAUGUCUCUUGUAA